AUGAAAGGCAGAUUAAAAAUUACCAAAACUGUCAAUGGUUUACACAAGAGAGAAGGCAGAAGCUGUUAUCCUCAACCCGGCUGGAAUCGAAAUGGAAACAGUUGCCUGGUGGUGCUGUUCUGUGUGACAUGUUUCUCGGUACUCAUGUGUUUGGUGCUGGCCGACAUCUUUAGGAACGUAGACGAAACCGAUUCCAACACGACCACGACAUCGCAGCCGUCCGUAGUCCCCUCGACGAUCUUGAGGACGUCUGCCGAAGCUGUACGGUGCCGUCUGGUUGUCGACUGUUUGAUAGAAUGCACCGACAUAAGUGUGACUAAUUUGUCUUCCGAAAUCGACGAGCUGGCGAAGACAAACGACUGCCAGGCCAUCCGUUUGAUCGUGACAUCCUUACAAACUCCGGAAGAUAUCCUGCUCCGUAGCUGGUUGCAGCUAGACGUGGACUUCGAAGUGGCAGCGUUACAUUUAAUAAGUUCCAACAUAAACGCAAUCGAGCCGGAAUCCUUUGACAGUGGCCCUAUGUUCAGUACGCUUAUCCUAACUCUAGAAUCGCUGAAGCUCCAACAUCUUCCAGCUGGUGUGUUUCUAGGCCUGCAAAGUUUACAGGAAUUGAACCUGAAAAAUCUCCCGCUAAAGCAAAUCGAUCCUUACGUGCUGGGACCGAUGAAGUACUCGUUGACACGCUUGGUUGUCGAGGGAAGUUUGGAAAUGAUCGACCCGAAAAAUCUUACUGGCACCGCCACGCUGGACCGGCUAGAGAUACUUUCGCUAGAACACAACAUUUUUGAUGCAGUGUUGCGCAAGGACUCGUUCAUUAACCUGCCCAAAAUAACGAGUCUUUAUCUGCGCAACUCUCACAUUUCCUCUCUCGGUAGCGGUGUUUUUCAAAGUAUCUGCGAUACCGUGAAGCAGAUUCAUCUGACCGGCAACGAGAUGCAGAUGGUUCAGAAAGGUACAUUUGACUGCUUGAAGGGCAAGAACGUCAAAGUGUUUAUGCAGGACAAUCCUUGGGUGUGCGAUUGUGGACUGCAGUAUCUGCAGGAGAUGCUCAGUGACGAGAGCCUUACCUUUGAUGAGCCGUUAUGUGAUAGCCCGGUAGAGUACAAUGGAUUGCCUGUACGGGAGGUGGCAAUGUGUGGUACCCCUGUACCACCGACAACGGUGCCACCUGAAGUGACGACUAGCAGUGACGCUACCGACUCAUCCACGGACGAUCCUACCACAGCUUCCGAAACAACGACCAGCACACCCUUGACAACCGAAGUGACCGAGUCCGGGAGUCCUGAGACUACCGAUUCUACAACCGAGAGCACCGUCGAAUCUUCCUCCACGGAAUCCACAAGCAGCACCGAGAAGUCGACUAGCACAAUGUCGCUCUCGUACAGUAACGACGAAACGGAGACCACAACCGAUCCACCGGAAACGACAACAUUGGAAACAACAACCACAUACACGACUGAGUCAGAAACUCUAUCUACCACCGAUGCAGAGCCAACAUCGGAAUAUACAACUUCUCACGAUGUCACAACUCCCUCUACAACGAUUCAAACGACGAAUAUAUACCCCACUAUGCCAACGGCAUCACCCAACGUGGAGUUAGAGUGCGAGAGUUCCGCCAAAUCAAUCAUAACGGAGCUGGAAGUCUCGGAAGCGCGCUCGCGUUCCGCCCGUUCAAGCAACUCCGUUGCACUGCAUGUCGCGUGCCGCACCAAGCAGUUUAGCAUUUCCGAGGCACAGGAAGGAGCGGUGGAGAUCUUCUUCGACAAAACGACAUACGGCGCGAUCCUCUGGUUCCACGAUACCUCAACUCUGUCGUCUGUGUACUCGACCAAUAUCGAAGGCAGUGCGCACUGUCAAACUGUCGGCGGUCAAAAAGUACGCAUAACCAAUCUGGUGCCCGACAAGAACUACAUAUUCUGCGCCUUCGCCCUACACGAAACCAUGGUGUCACCGUUCGACUGUCUUCCCUACCGAUUGCAGCCGAUCUAUGGGCAGCGGCCGUGGCUUGUUGAGGAUCAGAAGAUUAUGAUGAUUUCGAUUAUAAUUUCAUCCAUUCUGGUCGCGGUACUUACGGGCGUCCUGGUGACGUACUGUUUUUUCAAAAGUUUGGCGCUCUACAAUUCGCGUCGCAUCUCGUUCGUUGCAGAUUCGAAAAACUCGGUUGUGCCGUUGGAGAGCAAUGCCGCGAAGCAUACGUACAUGUCCCCGAUGCCAGCCCCCAAGAAGCUGUCAACUCCAGACAGACCAAACAUAAGGCGCAGCGCCUCCGACACCAGUAUCGAAAGUGGCCGAAGUUACGUGUCCGCGGUGGUGCCAAAGUCCCAGUUCGAGUACAUAUCCUGGAAGAUGGAGAACUGUCGGGAGGUAGGCCGACCGUCGUUGGAGUACCACCCGACUAAUCCGCCACCGCCGCCCCUUCCACCACACCCGAGCAAGCGGCUGAAGAAGCAAAAGUCGGAGAUCAAAAUCAACUUCCAACAGCAGCACGAGAUCUACGACGAGCCGGCCGGACCCAGCUACGGUGGGCGUACCGCCGGCAACAGUGUUUUGCAUCAGUCGCAACGCAGCACCCGGCACCGCAUGUCCGCUGCUGGAGUUAUCCACUGA
Molecule: messenger RNA, 2607 nt
Organism: Anopheles cruzii
Lineage: Eukaryota; Metazoa; Arthropoda; Insecta; Diptera; Culicidae
Product: leucine-rich repeat-containing protein 4-like
Exons: 6
Coding region: 1-2607 (868 amino acids)
Source: RefSeq, a predicted model, not a curated record